AUGUCGCGACGACCGGCGAAAGGAGACUACAUCGAGACCGACACGGGCAACAAGGUCGCCCGCAAGGCGACGCUCGUCGGCACCCAGAACAUCAUGCUCGGCGGCAAGACCGUCAUCCAGCCCGAGGUCAUGAUCCGCGGCGACCUCUCCCGCACUGCCCAGCCCUCCGCCGCCGGCGCCCCCGCCAACAGCACCGCCGUCGCCAUCGGCCGAUACUGCUUCCUCUCGAGGGGCGCCGUGCUCCGGCCCCCGGGCCGUAUGUACAAAGGCGUCUUCACCUACAUGCCUCUCCGCAUGGGCGACCACGUCUUCGUCGGCCAGAACACCGUCAUCCAGGCCGCCUCGCUCGGCUCCCACAUCCACAUCGGCCGCGACUGCGUCAUCGGCGAGUUCGCCAUCGUCAAGGACUACGUCCGCGUUCUCGAGGGCACCGUCGUCCCGCCCAACAUGGUCAUCCCCAGCUUCAGCGUCGUCGCCGGCCAGCCCGCCCGCGUCGUCGGCGAGGUGCCUGAGGGCGGCCACGAGGCCUUUGAGCUGCGCGAGCUGUACAAGACCGUCGGGAACAACCCGCAGCCGCUGACUGUCUAG
Messenger RNA from Colletotrichum graminicola M1.001, 588 nucleotides. RefSeq names its product dynactin Arp1 p25 subunit. The transcript is spliced from 3 exons. The coding region runs from base 1 to 588 and encodes 195 amino acids. The record is from RefSeq and is a predicted model, not a curated record. Lineage: Eukaryota; Fungi; Ascomycota; Sordariomycetes; Glomerellales; Glomerellaceae.